UGCAGCGAGGUUGUCGCCCUCAGACUCAGGGCGUCCGCCUCGCCGUCAGGGCGGGGCCUGUGGCGGAGGCAGCGCCUGGGCCCCGCCCCCGUCGGCACCUCCCCGCGGGCGGUCCGCCGCGUCACGUGACGGGUCGGCGGCGCUGGCGGUUGCUGUCAGCUGAUUCCCGGGUUGGUCGCAGCGGCAACCGGGGCGAUGGACUUUCUCUUGGGGAACCCGUUCAGCUCUCCGGUGGGACAGCGCAUCGAGAAGGCUACAGAUGGCUCCCUGCAGAGCGAGGACUGGGCCCUCAACAUGGAGAUCUGCGACAUCAUCAAUGAGACCGAGGAGGGCCCCAAAGAUGCCUUCCGCGCAGUGAAGAAGAGAAUCGUGGGGAACAAGAACUUCCACGAGGUGAUGCUGGCUCUCACGGUCUUGGAAACCUGUGUGAAGAACUGCGGGCACCGCUUCCAUGUGCUGGUGGCCAGCCAGGACUUUGUAGAGAGUGUGCUGGUGAGGACCAUCUUGCCCAGGAACAACCCGCCCACCGUCGUGCACGACAAGGUGCUGAGCCUCAUCCAGUCCUGGGCUGACGCGUUCCGCAGCUCCCCGGAUUUGACAGGUGUCGUCGCCGUCUACGAGGACCUGCGGAGGAAGGGCCUGGAGUUCCCCAUGACCGACCUGGACAUGCUGUCGCCCAUCCACACGCCCCAGAGGACCGUGUUCAACUCAGAGACGUCAGGACAGAAUUCCCUGGGCUCCGACAGCAGUCAGCGAGGGGACCUGAGCCAGCACAGCACCCCUCUGCCCACCCCAGCCCUGCUGCCUGGCGAUGCACCCAUCACACCAACCCCGGAGCAGAUCGGGAAGCUGCGCAGCGAGCUGGAGAUGGUGAGUGGGAACGUGCGGGUGAUGUCGGAGAUGCUGACGGAGCUGGUGCCCACCCAGGCGGAGCCUGCGGACCUGGAGCUGCUACAGGAGCUCCACCGGACGUGCCGGGCCAUGCAGCAGCGGGUCCUGGAGCUCAUCCCGCACGUCUCCAACGAGCAGCUGACUGAGGAGCUGCUGGUGGUGAACGACAACCUCAACAACGUGUUCCUGCGCCACGAACGGUUUGAACGGUUCCGAACAGGCCAAACUGCCAAGGCCCCAAGUGAGGCCGAGCCGGCCGCUGACCUGAUUGACAUGGGCCCUGAUGCUGCGGCCACCAGCGACCUCUCACCCCAGCUGGCAGGAAUGAACCUGGGCUCCAGCAGUGUGAGGCCUGCCCUGCAGUCUCUGGAUGCCCCAAGCCGCCUGGAGGACGAGUUUGACAUGUUUGCGCUGACCCGGGGCAGCUCGCUGGCUGACCAGCGGAAAGAGGUCAAGUACGAAGCCCCCCAAGCAACAGAUGGCCUGGCUGGAGCCCUGGACGCCCGGCAGCAGAGCACUGGAGGGAUCCCUGUCACCCAGGCCUGCCUCAUGGAGGACAUAGAGCAGUGGCUGUCCACCGACGUGGGGAAUAAUGCUGAGGAGCCCACGGGUGUCACCAGUGAAGAAUUUGACAAGUUCCUGGAAGAACGGGCCAAAGCUGCCGAUCGGCUGCCCAACCUCGCCAGCCCCUCAGGUGAGGGGCCCCCAGGACCCCCUCCUGGCGCAGCCCCUCGGAAGAAGACCCAGGAGAAGGACGACGACAUGCUGUUUGCCUUAUGAGCCAGGGCCUGGCGCCCCUCUGCCCAGGCCUGCUGCCCCGGCCCUGGGCUCUCCCGCCUUAGCACUGCGGCUGCUUAGUGGGUGGCUGGGUGCCCUUUCCAGGAGAGUGGAGCUGGGCCAUGCUACCCUGGGGGGCAGGACGGGGGGAUGACCUGGGGAAGGGGUCAGCUCUCCACUGGACCCUGGCUGCCCCACCUCCUCCUGCAGCUGCUGGGAACCGGGAGGCUCCAGGCAGCUGCCUGGCUGCCUCACCUGGUGUGACUCUGCUCUCCUGGGGUCCCACCCUGGUCCCUUCCCGGAGGCGCCUCAGAGCCCACACUGCCUGGCCCUGCCUGCGGGCCUGGAGGCUUUGGCUUGCUGUGUGAGGCUGGGGUGGAGGCUGUGCCACGCUGCUGUCUGGGGAGACCACCCCCUAGGAGGCAAGGCCUCGGGGCCACCAGGGCCCCCGCCGCCCCUGCCUUUCCCCCCUUUCCCAGUUCUCCUGGCAGGCUGCACACCCUGCUGGACGAUCACCUUGGACAGGGAGAGGUGCCCUUUGUGUCCCCCAAUAAAGACAGAAACCACCUUGCCGGCUGCGUCCUUCU
This is a messenger RNA of Sciurus carolinensis (gray squirrel), 2255 nucleotides long. It is a transcript of the gene Tom1, whose product is annotated as target of myb1 membrane trafficking protein. Gene Ontology annotation, biological process: signal transduction. The record is from RefSeq and is a predicted model, not a curated record. Gene Ontology annotation, cellular component: membrane; endosome. Lineage: Eukaryota; Metazoa; Chordata; Mammalia; Rodentia; Sciuridae. Gene Ontology annotation, molecular function: ubiquitin binding; clathrin binding; phosphatidylinositol binding. The coding region runs from base 196 to 1671 and encodes 491 amino acids. The transcript has 15 exons.